AUGAAACCAACAAGUCCUCCAAACUGCAGAAUAAUGAAAUCAUGCAUCUCCGGAUUCAAUAAAGACAGAAAGAAACCACCUCAUCUGUAGCUUUGGACAUCCAACACUCAGAAUAGAGUUUACAGUUCGGUCAACCCACUCGCUGGGCUCACUUGUUUUAUUCCAGAGAUGAGAGACUCAGCCUCCCUGCAGAGCUUUCUAACAAGUCAGCAUCUCAACUCACAAUGUUUGAUGUGUUCAACACGAUGGAGGCUGCAGGAGUUCAGGAGAGAAACCAGGCGACAAGUCUGAACUGACGAGGACUCACUCACUUUUUCAAGUACUGAUACCACAGUGUAGAAAUACCCUGGUCGAGUAAAAGUCCUGCUUCAAAAUGUAGUAAAAGUACAAAAGUAUCAGCAUCAAAAUAUGCUUAAAGCUACUACGAGGAAUUUUCAUUAUGUGUUGAUUCUGGUGCCCCCUGUGGACUAAAGUGGUAAUGUUUCAGAGCAGCAGACUCCCUUUAGAAAACCUCUCAUUUUACUGAAAAAUUUACUGCUAAUACUUUCAGUACAUUUUGUUGGUAAUAUUUAUUUUCACUUCAGUGUGACUUUAGAUGCAGAAUGUUAGAUGUUCUCUAGUAAAGGAUUCAUUCAGUGGAGAUGUGACUGAAUAAAAGAUCGUGAAAUACUUCGUUAGGUUUAAGAAAGGAUUGUGAAAUAUCAUUGUUUGGGUUAAAAUAACUACAGAAGUGUCGUGACUGAAGAACGCAAAUUACGAGAUGAAUAAAUGAACGCUGACUUCUUGUUUCACACGGGGAACGAACAUCGGUCUCCUGGAGGAAACGUCUGGGUUCUUGUGGCCUGUUGAUUAUUACAUGGAUCACACACAUCAUCACACAUUAUCUACAAAUUAAAGCACCAAUAUUUAAUAUUUGAAUGAAAUUUAACGCAUCACUGACCUUCAAAUGAAUGAGACAAACUACAGCAAAAUAAAGUUGGACACACAAUGUCUUCCAGAGACCUGGUGGCUGAGAUAUGGACACCUUGUUGGGUGAUUCUGGUCCUGUUUAUGACUCCUGUAUCUUUUCUGUUCUAUCCACAUUCUGGAUCUUUUUACAGCUGCGGUCAUGAAACUGCCUGGUGGGUUUAUUUUACUUCCCUCAGUAUUUUCUCUCUGCUUUUUCAAAGUCAUCCCUAACAUGUUCAGCCUUUAUUUCCUCCUCUCAUGCUCCUCGUUAAACACCUGCUGUCUGUUACCUGCAGCUAGAGGAUGAAUCGUGUCAGUGAGGAAGACAUGAAAAUAACCGUCGGUGUGUUUCCUUUAACCUCGGGCAUCGAGCGGCCGAGUCGGUCCAUACUAAUGACUCCCAGCUGAGACAGAGAGGAGAUGUUAAAGUGUCGUAGUGAUGGUUUAUCUUUCUCUUCUUCUUGUCAACACUUUCAGACUCUAUGACGGUGCGGAGAGGAAAGAAGCUCAGCAUCUCCAUCCAGGAACACAUGGCCAUUGACGUUUGCCCCGGCCCCAUCAGACCCAUCCGACAGAUCUCCGCCUACUUCCCCCGCCGGUCCCCCACCUCCCCCGGCCCCGUGUCCCCGAACCCGGCCUCCUCCCCACUGGCCCUCAGCCCCGGCUUCGUGGCUCCCGGGAUGGGCGGGGCUCACCUCUUGUCUCCUCUGCUGGCUCACGGCCGGCACGGCGGUGGCGGCGGGUCUUUGUCUCUGACCAGCAGCGUGGAGACGUCGGUGGAGAUCAACAGCUCCGACAGCGACGACUGCACUGCUCUGGGAACGCUGGAGUUUGAGCUGAGAUACGAGCGCAGCUCCAGUGAGCUGCACUGCACUGUGCUCCGGGCGAAGGGUCUGAAGUCGAUGGACUUCAACGGUUUGUCCGACCCGUACGUCAAACUCCACCUGCUGCCCGGAGCCUGUAAGGUGAGACACGACCUCGUCAGACUGACCCUGAAGAAGUCUUCAUAAAUACUGCCCUCACAAUACUAAAUAUUCAAAUUAUCUUUUUACUUUCACUCAUUUGACCAACUUCACUACCACAGAAUAUUUAUUCACUUUUAGAAUUCUAACCCUUUAAAUCAAAAGUGUUAUUCUCUGUAA
Anarrhichthys ocellatus (wolf-eel) is the source of this 2090-nucleotide messenger RNA. RefSeq names its product double C2-like domain-containing protein alpha. Gene Ontology annotation, biological process: regulation of calcium ion-dependent exocytosis; exocytosis; spontaneous neurotransmitter secretion. Bases 1431 to 1958 code for a protein of 175 amino acids. The record is from RefSeq and is a predicted model, not a curated record. NCBI's taxonomy places the organism in Eukaryota, Metazoa, Chordata, Actinopteri, Perciformes, Anarhichadidae. Gene Ontology annotation, cellular component: synapse; extrinsic component of synaptic vesicle membrane. The transcript is spliced from 3 exons.